Molecule: messenger RNA, 8219 nt
Organism: Capsicum annuum
Lineage: Eukaryota; Viridiplantae; Streptophyta; Magnoliopsida; Solanales; Solanaceae
Product: ABC transporter G family member 24
Exons: 14
Coding region: 119-3382 (1087 amino acids)
Molecular function (GO): ATP hydrolysis activity; ABC-type transporter activity; ATP binding
Source: RefSeq, a predicted model, not a curated record
GUAUUGUUCGAAUAGCAGAAAAAUGGGACACACCAUCUCCGCAAUUCCCUUCUUUCUAAUCAAUCAUUCACCCGCGCCAUGACUUGUCAUUAUUUUCUUUCCUUAUUAUAUACUAUAUAUGUAUAAUACAUAUACACCAGGAAAAAAAGCUUCUCGUGUUAUGGAGGCGACUCACAGGCCAUCUUCCUUAUUCCAACAGGUCAUCAUUGUCGUCCUGGUGAGCUUGCAGUUGUGCGCAGUCAAGCUUGUUUGGAGUCAAUCCAUAGUCAAUGGUGCCACCACUUCUUCACAACUCGAUAAUCCAGCAGUGCUUGAUUUAGUUACUCGAACUGUAUAUAGCCGUAUAUACAAUCUCACGCAAAACCUUUUCGACAACGAAUUUGCGGAUGAAUUCAAAUUUUGCAUCCUAAAUCGAGAUGAAGAAUGGAACCAUGCCUUCAAUUACUCAUCGAAUCUUGCUUUUCUCAGUGCUUGUGUUACCAGAACAAAAGGGGAUAUUCAGAGAAGGUUGUGUACUGCUGCAGAAAUUAGUUUCUACUUCAGUAACACCAUAACAUCAGGGUCCAAUUAUUUAACGCCCAACAGAAACUGUAAUUUGACAUCUUGGGUUUCAGGCUGUGAACCAGGAUGGGGCUGUAGCACUGACUCAGAUCAGAAUCCCGACUUAAGAAAUUCUAGAGAAAUACCUGCGAGAACUGUUGCUUGUCAGCCCUGUUGUGAGGGUUUCUUCUGUCCUCAUGGUCUUACUUGUAUGAUACCCUGUCCUUUAGGUUCCUACUGCCCACUUGCCACACUCAAUAUGAAUACUGGAAUAUGUGAACCAUAUAGUUAUCAAUUACCUCCUGGGCAGCCAAGUCAUACUUGUGGUGGGGCAAACAUUUGGUCUGAUGUUCGCAGAAGCUCAGAGGUAUUCUGUUCUGCAGGAUCCUAUUGUCCAACAAAUACAGAGAAGAAUCCUUGCAGUAGUGGGAAUUACUGCCCAACAGGUUCUACGGCUGAGAAACGAUGCUUCAAGUUAACUUCAUGUAAUCCAAAUACUGCAAGUCAGAAUAUUCAUGCAUAUGGGGCGAUGCUCAUAGCAGCUAUAGCCACACUUCUACUUAUAAUUUACAACUGUUCGGACCAAAUCAUCACCAUACGAGAAAGGAGACUUGCUGGAUCACGGGAAGCAGCUGCAAAAGUUGUUAAAGAAAAGAUACAGGCACGUGCAAGGUGGAAAGCCGCAAAAGAGGCUGCUAAAAAGCAUGCCAUUGAAUUGCAAGGCCAAUUUUCACGCAAAUUUUCUCGCAAACAAAAUGUCACGAUCAGUGACAAGGUCACAGUACUGAAUGAGGAAUACACUGAUACCGAAGGUGUUUCAUAUCCAUCAAAGGAGCACAGUGCUUCUUCAGUGUCCAAGAAAUCGCAAAGCAUAUCUGAAGUCGAGGAAACAGGAUCCAGUCCGUUGAUGACGAUGAUUAAUGAAAUUGAAGAACAAAGUUUUGAUAGUUCAGAAUCUUUCAGUUUGGAGAUCAAAGAAAGAAAUUUGAAAACCAAAAAGCCCAAAGGGAAAGAUAUUCAUACUCAUAGUCAAAUUUUUAAGUAUGCAUAUGCGCAACUUGAGAUAGAAAAAGCUCAGCAACAGCAGAAUAAAAACCUUACUUUUUCUGGUGUAAUUUCAAUGGCCACAAAUACCGAUUACAGGAAAAGACCUGUAAUUGAGAUAGGUUUUACAGAUUUAACUGUUACUUUGAAGGGAAAAAAGAAGCAUCUGUUACGAUCUGUUAAUGGAAAAAUCAUGCCUGGUCAUAUUACUGCUGUCAUGGGUCCAUCAGGAGCUGGGAAAACUACUCUCCUUUCAGCUCUGGCAGGAAAAAAUGUUGGAUGUACAACUUCUGGUUCCAUCCUUAUAAAUGGAAAAUCAGAACCACUCCGUUCGUACAGAAAAAUUGUUGGUUUUGUGCCACAGGAUGAUAUUGUGCAUGGCAACUUGACUGUUGAGGAAAAUCUAUGGUUCAAUGCAAGGUGCAGGUUGUCAGCAGAUUUGCAAAAGCAAGACAAAGUUCUUAUUGUUGAGAGAGUCAUUGAUUUCUUGGGCUUACAAAGUGUGCGCAGUUCCUUGGUUGGAACAGUAGAAAAACGAGGUAUCUCUGGAGGCCAACGGAAACGAGUGAAUGUGGGGCUAGAGUUGGUAAUGGAACCAUCACUUCUGUUUCUGGAUGAACCUACUUCUGGACUGGACAGUGCAUCUUCUCAAUUACUUCUUAGAGCACUUCGACGUGAAGCCCUUGAAGGAGUCAAUAUAUGCAUGGUUGUCCACCAGCCAAGCUACACCUUAUUCAAGAUGUUUGAUGAUUUGAUACUCUUAGCAAAAGGUGGUCUUGUAGUAUACCUUGGUCCUGUAAAGAAAGUUGAAGACUACUUUGCAGGCCUUGGUGUCGAUGUCCCAGAACGUGUUAAUCCUCCGGACUACUACAUAGAUAUUUUGGAAGGGCUGGUGAAACCAAGCACCAGUUCAAAUGUGAACUACAAGGAGCUUCCUGUGUUGUGGAUGCUUCACAAUGGUUAUUCUGUGCCCCUGGAAAUGCAACAGAGUGCCGCUGUGCUUGCAUCCUCACCAGUGGAAUUAAACAUUGGCAAUCAAGCAACUUUUGAUCAUGUAACAGAGGAAAAUUCCUUUGCUGGCGAAAUGUGGCAAGACAUGAAGACUAAAGUGGAGCGCCAGCGUGAUAUUAUACUGCACAACUUUAUGAGGUCAAAGGACCUCUCCAACCGGAGAACUCCAAAUGUUCUUCUGCAAUAUAAGUACUUCAUCGGAAGGGUAAGUAAGCAAAGAUUACGAGAAGCAAAAAUGCAAGCAAUAGAUUAUCUCAUUCUCUUAGUAGCUGGAGCUUGCCUAGGAUCACUAACCAAAGUGAGGGAUGAAAGCUUUGGUGCACCUGGUUAUACACACACAAUAAUUGCUGUCUCUUUGUUAUGCAAAAUUGCGGCUUUGAGGACAUUUGCAUUGGACAAGUUACAGUAUUGGAGAGAAAGUGCUUCUGGCAUUAGUAGCAUUGCUCAUUUUGCUGCCAAAGAUACAAUAGAUCAUUUCAACACUGUGAUAAAGCCUGCUGUAUAUCUGUCAAUGUUCUACUUUUUCUGCAACCCGAGAUCUUCUUUCGCAGAUAAUUACAUUGUGUUACUGUGCCUUGUGUAUUGUGUGACUGGAAUGGGUUAUGCUUUCACCAUCUUCCUAGCACCAGGUCCCUCCCAGCUGUGCUCGGUACUUGUUCCUGUGGUUUUGACACUCAUUGCGUCUCGCACCGAUGGUAAUAAAUUCCUCAAAAUCUUGGCAGAUUUAUGCUAUCCAAAGUGGGCGCUGGAGGCAUUCGUCAUUGCAAAUGCCGAAAGGUACCACUAAUGGAGGAAUCAAUAACAAUAGGAGUGGAUUGUUAUGGCCAAUGGAUCGAGAAGAUCAAUUGAUAUGCAUGGCAUUGAAAGGAGUGUGAAGUGCUAGAGACGAUAGCUAUGACAGUCUAAAGUGAUGUUUCGUAUGGUGAUUUUGUGAACUUAAUCAUCAGCUAUUGUGGACUGAGUUGUCAAUCGGAAGAACUCAUCAUCAGCUACAUGCAUAGCUCAUUCGAAAAUCAGAGGGUACUAUCUUUCAAGAUAAGCGAUCAGGUUCGGUUGCGUGGUUAUCUUAGCGAUUCAUCUAGUCGGUAUUAAGGGUGUACGUGGUUGAAAAGACGAGAGAGAAUGAGAACCAAAAUUGAUACAAACCAACUAUGGAAACAUAAAAACAAGAUACUAAGGCAACAAGCACAAGCGGAGAAGGAGAAGACGAAGACAAGAUUCAAACACAAUAAAUACAAUAAGAUAAAGAUAGAUAGUGAGACAUAGAUUAUUAUAAGAAAUAGGAACUAAAGUGUGUAUCAAACACCAAAACCCCUGAAUACUCAUAAUAACAACACCACACUCUUACGAAGACCUCAAGGGAACCGGAAUCCCCAAGCAACCCUCGUUUCUAAAUGGGUAACCAACACCAAACGAAUCCACACUCGGCCACAAGUGAAUCCACACUUGCCAUAAGUGAAUCCACACUUGUAUAAAUAUUCUCUAACAGAUGCCUCUCAAAAUAUAAUCCAAGUUGUUGAAAAUUGAACUAAUAGAAGCUAUUUAAAGUCCUGACUGAACUUAUUACAUAGUAAAAAGACCAAAAGGCCCUUAAUGAGGCUUUACACUCCAUGGGCAUUUCUUUGCUCCAAGGAAAUGGUAAAAAUGCUCUUAUGGUGGGGCGACCUUAGAGUGUAAUUGGCUUUUGUCCAUUCUUCUCACUUGUUCUCUCGGUUUAGGCAUCAAAGGUAAGUCCCAAGCUUGAGUCGUCUUUAUGUGUUGGCCUUCAAUGAUGUCGUUAAAAGCUUUGAUGCCCCAUAGACUCGUAUUAUCCUCUCUUUCUUGAAAAAGAUUCGACCUCGAAUCCGAACCUUGCAAAAUAGUAGGAGACACAAGCAAGCACACUCUCCUUAUGAUAUGAGGGUUAGGGUUAGCGCAAUCAAUUACCAUACGCAUUCUAAUCACCAAAACCCGAACACCCUUCCAAAGAAGAAACAACUUGUCUAUCCACAUAAGUGUGACAAGAAAUAAGAGACGAGUUGUUUAUCAAGUGGAAUCCUUAGACUUUUCUUGGAAAAACAAUUAGACUUUCCAUCUGAAAUAGAAAGAUCAUACACUCUAUGCACAUUCAAGUCAUUAUCAUAAGCAAAAUGAUAGAAAGGAAAAGAGUUAAGGGCACCAAUCUCAUCAAAAUUACUCUCAAACAUGAGUGCACAAUAGGAUGAGACAAGACAUUUGAAGUACAUUACAUCUUUUCUCAUCAAGAAACUUCCCUCAAGUAGUGCAUUCACCAAUGAAAUCAUGCUAUCAGAGUAAUUAAAGAAUCUAUGGGAAACCGAAAUACUCUAAGCCAAAGGGUAUACCGAAGAAGUUGAGUGACUUCUUUUCAUGGCACUUAGCAUGCUCCUAAGAGUCCUACCUAUUAGUUCAACUUGUCCAACCACAUAAGUGUGACAAGGAUUAGGAAACCAUAGUCGUACAUCAAGUACACACCAAGGACUCUUCUUAAGGUAAAUAAUAGAUUGGGCAUUAAGAUUGUAAGGCCCACUCAAUUCAGGCACCAAAGGCAAACACCAUAAAGGAAUCAUGAAGACAGUAAUACUCUCAUGGUGUGACGUAAUUUCAAUCAAUUUCAAGGGUCUAUUAAAUAUAAGGAAAAUAUCAUGAUGUCUCCUAGGAUCACUAGGAAUAUAAGGGGUUAGGUACAUACCUUGGAUGCAAUGCCUUGAAUUUAUUCUGUUGUCUUCUAUACGUGCUUUACAAGGACCUUUCCUUCCAUGCAUUAACUUAGACCAAUAGGUUUGAGUCUUUUGCCUCUUUGUAGGAAUUCCUUUGGUAGGGAACUCCUUCCUUCGAUCCAUUUGGUGAUAUGCUUCACUCCUUAGCACAAAGUACCCAUCUGCCCAUAGGAGUUUGGUUAGGUUCCUCCUUUGAGUCAAGUCUUCAUCAACUUUGGAGUCCUUGAAUAAGAACUUAUCCAGGCCUUCAAGCUUAUGCUCAUGAGAGGUCCUCUUUGAGUUCUCCUUUGGAAGCAUUAGCUUAUGAACUUGCACGAGAGAAGUAUUGGUACUAGGCAAAAUGCUAGUUCCAUGGUUAGUAUGUAACAAGGGCUUAGGCUUGACAAGUUCCACAACUAGGUGUUCCUUGUCACCCUCAUUUGGUUCAACCCUUGGCUCAACAAUCUCACAUAACCCUCUUUCUUGAGACAAGUUCUUCUCCCCAAUCUUAGCUUCCUCUUCUAUUACUGCCUCAACUUGAUUAGGAAAGCUCUGAUGCUCUACCAAGUUGUCCAGUUUCUUGCAAAGAGAACUUUACAUCCCUUCCAUUCUUCCCCUCAUUCUCCCUAUUCCCCCUUCCAUUCUCUCAAUUCGGCCAUUAACACCCAUUAUGAAAACCAUCAAAUCGUUCAUGGUCACCUGCCAUAGUACCUAGACAAAGAAAUACUAAGCAAAAACAAAAAAAUAGAAAACAAGUUAGUAAAUCAACCCCCAAGCUCUCAAACUCACACCUUUGAAAUGUCACUCAAUAGGCGUCGCAAAUGUUGGUGUCUCCUUUAUACUCCAAUGAGUUUACUUGGUACCAAUUGUGGCUUGAGGUCGAAAUAGAUUCUUAUUUGAAACGACUCAAAGAAAAUAUGUACGGACUUGAACCAAGAACUACAAUGAAUCACAAAAAGAUACAAGCACACAACGAAAGGUAACACGAAAGAAAUAGACUCAAACAACUAACUCAACUAAGUAGAAGAUUACUAGUUGCUAAUUAGCACUUGAAUCAAGAAAUGAAACUAAAGAAACAAGAAAAGAAACUUAGAAAUCCAAAAUUUUGAGCCUAGAAUGGUGAGUUGUACGGAAUUGGUGACGUGGAAGCCUCCUAUUGGACGUGAAAUGUUGUGAAAAUCUGGAAAAAAAUAUUCUUGUCUUCAAUUUGGAUUGGUCAAUUUCAAUUUGGAAUAGUGUAUUUUUGAUUUUGGGUGGGAAAUAGCAAGACUUGGAGGCUUUUCAAUGUUCAAAUAGACUUGACUUUUCUUUCACCUUUUUGACAAAACACCUUUUCAAAGUUUUUGUCCCCCUUUCCUCUUUGGUAAGUCUUAGGAAAACCCCUUUCUCCCUUUUGGUAGUUAGACUGUUUGAAAGACCUCUUGUACCCUUUCUUCUUUUGUAUGUUCUUGGGACUAUGUCUUUCAAGACUAAUACAGGACACACUCUCUUUUGACUUGGUUUAAGAUUAAAAAAAAACACUUUUUCUUCAACAAGGUAUGAAGAUGGUGAAGAACACCAAGAACACAACCUUUGAAACUUGGAGUUCCAAGGUUCACGUUUGGCCCUCCAAUAUCAACAACACGUAUUCAACCUCAAAUCUUCAACAACAAUCAUCAACUACACCUUUUAAAGCCACCAAUCUUUAACAACAUCAAUAAAACACAUUUUUCAAGCUCAAGAAUUUAGAUCUAGACUCGAAUAGUGUUAGUGAAGAAGAAGCUAACAAGAAACAAUCAAAACACACAAAAGACCCCUAGAUCUAAGUUCAAACUUUCAGCCAAGUUACAACACAUGACAACUAUAGUUUCGGCCAAGACACAACACAAGAACAACUAUUUAGUGAGAUUUUUGGAUUUUCUAGGCAACAAUCCCAAGAGUGAUUUUUUUGGAACAAAAUCAAGCCUUGCUUUUGAUACCAAAUGAAACAAACCAACUAUGGAAACAUGAAAACGAAAUGUAAUCACCACUAAGGCAGGAAGCACAAAUCGAGAAUGAGAAGACAAGAUUCAAACACAACAAAUACAAUAAGAUAAAGAUGGAUAGUGAGACAUAGAUUAUUACAAGAAAUAGGAACUAAAGUGUGUAUCAAACACUAAAAUCCCUAAAUACUCACAAUAACAACACCACACUCUUACGAAGACCUCAAGGGAAUCGAAAUCCCAAAGAAACCCUUGUUUCUAAAUGGGUAACCAAUGCCAAAUGAAUCCACGUUCGGCCACAAGUGAAUCCACACUUGUCACGAGUGAAUCCACACUUGUAUAAACACUCUCUAAGAGAUGUCUCUUAAAAUAUAAUCCAAGUUGCUGAAAAAUGAACUAAUAAAAGCUAUUUAAAGUCUUGACUGAACUUAUUACAUAGUAAAAAAACCAAAAGACCCUUAAUGAGGCUUUACACUCCAUGGGCACCUCUUUGCUCUUAGGAAAUGACAAAAGGCCCUUAUGGUGGGGCAGCCUUGGAGUGUAAUUGGCUCUUGUCCAUUCUUCACACUUGUGCUCUUGGUUUAGGCAUCAAAGGUAAGCCCCAAGCUUGAGUCGUCUUUAUGUGUUGGCCUCAAAUGAUGUCAUUGAAAGCUAUGAUGCCCCAUGUACUGGUAUCAAGAAUGUAGAAGAAGAAGAACAAGAAAACAUCUUUGAUGAUAGGUUGGAUGAUCUGGACAUGAAUAUUCCAAAUGAUGAUCAAACACCUACGCCCGUUGCUGUGAGCAAUACGGUGGGCAAUUCUUCUCAAUUGAUACAGUUUGGCAAUCGUCAAGACAACGAGACCGGCUUUUACAUUAGAAUGUUAUUCAAGGACAAGAAAUAACUAUCUACUACUUUGUUUAUUUCUUGCUUGAAAUUUUUUUUUGAAUAAUGAAGGUGAUUAAUUCAAGCAAAGUCUUUUACUACA